AUGAUUUAAGAUAAAAAUCAACUAUUAGGGGAAACUAUAAAGAUGUAGCCGCAGAAAAUAAUGGUGCCCUUCUAUCAUCUGCCAGAAAUAAUAUUUUUGUUGUUUUAACUAUUGACAAUUGUCCUCUUAGAAAUCUACUCUAUUUUAGGAGUCCAACGACUACACAAGUUGGACAUAUGGGUGUAACUCUACAUGGGUAGGUUAUUAUAGAAUUUUAUAAGCUUAUGAAAUAAAUAGGGUGAGGUUUUGGAUGUAUGACCAUGAUGCCAGGAUCACUGAUAUACAAAUUUUUACAGUGGGAUAAGAUAGAAUAUCAGAAACUUAGAUAUUUGAUGGCCUUGUAUAACCUGGAAUAUGGUAGAAUUAAUUAGAUUUUAUUUAGAAUUUAGAUUAAGUUAUAAAAAAAUAUUUUUGGACAAAGAAAUUAAAUACAAAGAAAAAUCCUUUGGAGUGAUUGUGGGCACUGUUAAGUUUACUGAUUAAUUAGUUUCGAAAGUAAGAUUUUAUAACAAAGCAGGAAACAAUUUGUCUGAACAUAUGUUGAUAAUAAAAAUUUAAGCAUAUUACAGCUUUUGA
This is a messenger RNA of Paramecium sonneborni, 576 nucleotides long. The record is from the annotation of a GenBank genome assembly. Lineage: Eukaryota; Ciliophora; Oligohymenophorea; Peniculida; Parameciidae.